Molecule: messenger RNA, 411 nt
Organism: Nicotiana tabacum (common tobacco)
Lineage: Eukaryota; Viridiplantae; Streptophyta; Magnoliopsida; Solanales; Solanaceae
Source: RefSeq, a predicted model, not a curated record
AUGUCCGAGGAUGCCCUAUCAUUCUACGAUGAGGAAGCAGAAGGUAGCUCGACAAACAUAAUCAGAUUGAGGGACGUAGAGCAGCUCGGCCUACAGGAUCAGGUUAUACCUGCAUCCCGGGUCCUAAAUGGCUUCAACACGGCAAGCGAACCAACAAAGGAGGAGAUAGUCCUACCAGUAAAUGUGGACGGAACCAUUCAAGAUACGAAAUUCCAUGUCAUCUACAACAUGAAGGCAAUACCUUCGACCCUUCACCUGAUAAUGAAAUUCCUAACAGAGGAUGGUGUGAAAACGGUCUAUGGAGAACAACAUGCUGCAAAGGAAAUGUUUGCGGUCGAGGAAGUGACUCCAGCACCAAUGCCUUCGACCUCGGAAAAAUCGGGGACCAAAGAUAAGCCAGCGGCCAAAUAG